Molecule: messenger RNA, 2666 nt
Organism: Ictalurus punctatus (channel catfish)
Lineage: Eukaryota; Metazoa; Chordata; Actinopteri; Siluriformes; Ictaluridae
Gene: asb13a.1
Product: ankyrin repeat and SOCS box containing 13a, tandem duplicate 1
Exons: 6
Coding region: 351-1190 (279 amino acids)
Biological process (GO): positive regulation of protein catabolic process; protein ubiquitination
Molecular function (GO): protein binding
Source: RefSeq, a predicted model, not a curated record
AUACAGGAAACUGUGUAUUUAAUGUUCAUACACACUCAGUUGUUGCAGACUUUUAUUAUGAAGUAACAUCUCAAAUAAAGACACUGUCAGGUCACUUAAAGAAACCACAACUCCCAUGAUUCCUAGCAAGUCUGACCUGAAUCCUAAUCUCCAGUUUCACAUCAUUUCUUUGUCUAAAAAUAAAUGUUUAGUCACAAACACAGCUGCAUGUAUGAAGAAAAUGAAGGAAGGUUUUUGAGUGCUUGUACUAGUUGAAGUUAGGAUCCGGUUGGAUUAAACCAUUCAGUAGGGGUGAUGGACUAUACCACUGUAAAUGAUCAUAUUUCCCAUAAUAAUACACUAACAUAAAUAUGGAUUCACCUGCAUUGAGGACGUGUUUUGGAGAAAUUGGCUUCUGGUCUGAGCGGACACCAGUGCAUGAGGCUGCGUCUUCAGGACAGGUUGAGAAGCUGCAGCUUCUGGUUGAUAGUGGUGCUUCAGUAAACCUAGCGACAGUAGACAAUAUGACCCCGCUCCACGACGCCUGCAUACAGGAUCACGCAGAGUGCGUUCGAGUGCUUCUGAAUGCCGGCGCACAGGUGGAUGUACGGACUAUUCAUGGUAGCACUCCUCUGUGCCAUGCGUGUGCAGCAGGCAGUGUGGAGAGUGUGAGACUGCUUCUGGAGCAUGGAGCUUCAGUGAAUCCCUCCCUCACGGCCCUCACGGCCUCCCCACUGCAUGAGGCCUGCAUACGAGGUAAUCCAGAAUGUGUGAAGCUGAUUAUAUCAAAAGGAGCCCUGCUGGAGGCUUUCGACAUUCACUUUGGGACGCCGCUGCACAGCGCCUGCGCUAAAGCACAUCUGGAGUGCGCCUUACAGCUGCUCAAUGCAGGUGCCCGUGUGAAUGCCACAAAGUUCCAUGAGACGGCUCUGCACCACGCAGCGAGAGCGGGUCGGACGGACCUGAUUGAGCUGCUGGUGGAGUUUGGUGGAGACGUUAACGUCAGUGACAACAUGGGACGGAAACCGAUAGAUUACACGGCCCCUGGAUCCCCAUCUCACAUCUGUCUACAGCGCUAUGAGAGUUGUCCUCUGUCUCUACAGCAGCUGAGUCGUAUCACACUGAGGCGUGUCCUGGGCACCAGAGCGCUGCAGGUCAUCACCCAACUAGACAUCUCACAACGUAUCAUCAGUUACCUCUGUUACAGCUAAUACAGCUAAACAACUUCAUGCGAGUUGAUUGUGUUUCUGUGAAAAUGACAGUAAUGAGUAUGAACUUGGUUAGGAGGCUCAGGGGGAAAAUAUGCUCAACUAAACAUUUUUAUGCUGUGACCAGCUGCUGGUUGUCUUUAAAUAUGCUGCAAGGAAUAUUUUCCAUUGUCUUAAGGUGCAUCAAUCAAACUGCUUGAUGUAACGUGCAAACGUUUGAUUUAAUGUGCAGAAGACAUUUAAUCCAAGUUUGGCUUUAGGUUUGUUCCUUCAGAGAUAAGCCCGAAAAAGAGUCCCAUGUCUCAUGUAACGGAUAAAUAAUUUGUGUAGAAACUCUGUAAAUUGUGAUAUUAUCAAAAGUAAGUGCUGGAUUCAGAACGUUGUACAAUUUUGGGAUUUGUUUCCUCAAAAUGAGGAACCUUCAGUCACAACUUUUGCUUUGUCUUUACCUACAUUUACAUUUACAUAUUCAUUUAGCUUUUAUCCAAAGCGACUUACAAAUGAGGAAAUACAAGCAAAGCGAUAUAUCAAGCGGAGAACAAUACAAGUAGUGCUGCCAUACAAGAUCUUUUAAUUGACUUCUAGAGACGCAGAAUGCGUAGAGCGAAUUUUUAUUUUCAUUUUUUUUUUUUUAAAUAUAAGUGGGGGAGGAGUAAGUUAGGGGUUAGUUAGGUGUUCACGGAAGAGGCGGGUCUUGAAUUUGAUGCAGGCGGAUACAGGAGCUGCUGCAUUCUGAAUCAUCUGAUAAAUAAGUUAAUCAAUUUAAGCUAGAUAAUGAAUAAAUUAACUAGAGACUGAAAACUUUUUUGAGUUGUAAAAUUUAGGGGUUUCAACAGGAAAACUACUAAAUUAACAAUCGUGUUUGUAGAUAAACUGUAAAACAAUGAUUUCAGUUGUUGUUUUUUUUCCCAUCAUUUCACCUGCAAGUACAGUUAGCCUGUAAUUAAAGUUUAUAUCUUAACAUUUUUCAACAUUGAAGAUGAUAUGUAUAUAAGGUUAUGGGGGGCGCAUGAUGGCAUAGUGGUUAGCAUGUUUGCCUCGCACCUCUGGGGUUGGGGGCUCGAAUCUCAUCCCUGCCCUGUGUGUGCAGAGUUUGCACGCUCUCCCUGUGCUUUGGGGGUUUUCUCUGCGUACUCCGGUUUCCUCCCCAGUCCAAAGAUAUAUGUUCUAGGCUGACUGGCAUUUCCAAAUUGUCUGUAGUGUGUGAUUGUGCCCUGUGAUGAGUUGGCACCCCAUCAAUGGUGUCCCCUGCCUCAUGCCCCGAGUUCCCUGGGAUCAGCUUCAGGCUCCACCGCAACGCCAUGUAAAUGGUGGAUGGGUUAUAUGUUAAAUUGUUUGUUAGAUUUGUAUUUUGUUAGAAUUUAUUAUAUUUUAUUAUUAAAUUGUAAUAUGCAUUCAAAAUAUCAUUUGGGGAACAGGGUCAUAAAUUCAAAAUGACCUUUGGCAGUCACUAUUACAAUAUCACUGAAAAUAAAAGAA